GAUAGAUUUGCAUGGGAUAAAAGAGCAACUUUACUUCUUCUUUGUCCGUCUCUCUUUGCCAUCUCCGCUUCUAACAACCUAUAUAUAUAGUAAACCACGUCUUCUUCUUCUUCCAACUACCACCCACCCCUCUUCUCAUACAUCUUUAAUUACAUCUCUUCUUCUUCUUCUUCCAAACCCACCCUCGAUUUCUACUCUCAUAUAUACAUACAUAUACGCUUGGGAUAGAAGAAGAGAUCAUAUCAUGGGGUUUCUCAAGGCUAAAGGAGAGACUUACAAGGCUGUUGAUAAUGUUGAUCUUGGUCCCCAUAGUAAUGAAUUUUAUCUCCGAGCCAACGUCAAAGCCCCUCGGAUGGCCGGCUUUCUUGUUAAAGUGUUUGUAUGGUUCUUGGAAAUGCCGAUCUUUGGAUCCGUUAUGCUCUACUUUUUGAAGAGAAAUAACCUAAUUCACAAGCAUGUUACAUUUGCUGAGUUGCAGGAGUCACCCCUCUAUGUUCCUCUUCACAGCUAUGAAGGGAAAGAAGAAAAAGAAGUAAUAUGUGUAGAGUACGGAGCAUCUCCAUCAGAACAGGUUGGGCAGGCCUCGGGAUGCCUUCCAUCAAUUUUAGAACCUCCAAAGUAUAGUUUCAGUAGGUGGACCAUAUUGGAUUAUUCAACAGCUUAUAACUCCAAACUAAUUACACCUCGCAAGGUAAUGGAAAGGUUUUUAUCAGCGGUUCAUCGAUCAUCUACUUGUUCAAUGCAAAUGUCAUUUUUUAUUAAUUUUGAUGCUGACGAUAUCUUAAGACAAGCUACUAUGUCAACUAAUCGAUACGAACAAGGCGAACCAUUAUCAGUUUUAGAUGGAGUGCCAAUUGCAAUAAAAGAUGAAAUUGAUUGUAUGCCGUAUCCCACUACAGGAGGCACAAAGUGGAUGCACAAGGUAAGAGGGUGCAAGGAUGAUGCAGAGUGUGUGAAGCGUUUGAGAUCAUGUGGUGCAAUAUUGGUGGGAAAAACAAACAUGCAUGAGCUUGGUGCUGGAACUAGUGGUAUUAAUCCUCAUCAUGGAACAACUAGAAAUCCUUAUAAUGUUGCAAGGAUUGCGGGUGGUUCUUCUAGUGGUUCUGCUGCUGUUGUCGCUGCAGGUUUAUGCCCUGCUGCCCUUGGCGUCGAUGGAGGAGGAUCUGUCAGAAUGCCUGCCGCUCUUUGUGGAGUUGUAGGUUUUAAGCCAAGUUUUGGACGCGUCUCACACUCAGGUAUUCUUCCUCUGAAUUGGACAGUUGGAAUGGUAGGGGUACUGGCUGCUACUGUUGAAGAUGCACUUCUAGUUUAUGCAGCUAUCAGUUCCCCCAAAUCAUCAGAUCAAUCUGAAACUGCUCAGCCAAAACUAUGUUUCCCUCUGCUGAAGUCACCAAAGCUUAUACCUAAUAUCAAAUUGGCCAAAUAUGGGGAGUGGUUUAAUGACUGCAGUGAUGACAUAAGAAGUUGCUGUUCUCAAGCUUUAGCAAAAUUGUACAAGAGUUAUGGGUGGAAGACUAUAGAAGUUACCGUACCUGAGAUAGAAGUUAUGCGCUUGGCACAUUAUGUGACAAUUGGAUCUGAAUGCAAUACCUCAAUUGCUCGUGAACUAGAAAAGCUGAAUAAGGAAGAAUUAGGAUGGGAUGCUAGGGUUGCACUUUCUGUGUAUGGUUCCUUUAGUAGCCAGGAGUACUUGAACGCCCAGAGAAUUAGAAAUCGGCAGCUUCAGAUUCACAAAAGAAUAUUUUCCAAGGCAGAUGUCAUCGUUACACCAACAACAGGGGUUACUGCUUACACCAUACAGAAGGAUGUUCGGGAGACCGGGGAACUCGACUACAUAAAUGGAGGUACCAAACUAUCUCAAAUUUCGUCACAUCUUUGAACAUUAUAUUCUGUU
Molecule: messenger RNA, 1894 nt
Organism: Nicotiana tabacum (common tobacco)
Lineage: Eukaryota; Viridiplantae; Streptophyta; Magnoliopsida; Solanales; Solanaceae
Source: RefSeq, a predicted model, not a curated record